Molecule: messenger RNA, 530 nt
Organism: Mytilinidion resinicola
Lineage: Eukaryota; Fungi; Ascomycota; Dothideomycetes; Mytilinidiales; Mytilinidiaceae
Exons: 2
Coding region: 65-373 (102 amino acids)
Source: RefSeq, a predicted model, not a curated record
GAUCAAUUCCAUAGCAGUCAAUGCACGGAAUACUUGGUGGCCAUUCAUCUCGAGAGAUGCUACCAUGCUUCACUCAACGCUUGCUUCGGUUGCGUUAUACAGUGAUCUGACUACGGAGGGCAUAACCUUCCGGAUUGAAGCGCUUAGACAUAAGCAAGAGGCAAUCAAGGGCAUCAAUGCCAAGCUUAACUCGCACGAGGGGAUCUCGGACGAGGUCGUCGGAGCUGUGGCGACCAUAGCUAGCUUCGAGAACUUAUACGGGGCCUACAAUGCAGCCCAGCUGCACAUUGAUGCACUGAAGAGAAUGGUUAUGAUGCGUGGGGGCAUUAAUGCAUUCGCCCACAACGAUGGAUUGGUCAGGGGGCUCGUCUAGUAAGUGUGGCGUUCUCAUACUUCCGUUCUCACCCAGUCGAGACUCUCCCAAGUCCGUCGCCUGCAUCUAUUCCAUGUGCGAGCCUGCCACUACCGUAGUCGUGUGUCUGGCCCCUGCUCUCUUGGAGGCUUGGUAGCAUGUGUGGCACUGUAGCGAG